AUGUCACAAGAUUUGCAAAGAUAUGUUUCAAGCGGAAAGAUAACGAAAUUGAAGAGCUUUCUUGACCAAGGAAAUGUUGAUAUCGAUGAAAGACUUCCGAAUGGGUGGACGGCGCUGCAUAGAGCCACAGAAGAAAAUAAAGUCAAAAUGAUGAAGACUCUGAUUGAUUACAAUGCCUCAGUAGAUGCAAAAACAGAUGCCGGCUUCACGCCUCUGAUGCUUGGUGUCCAGUCUGGAAAUCUCGAAGCCAUCAGACUUUUAGUAGCGCACAAUGCAGAUGUCAACGCACAAAAUGGAUAUCAAGCCACGCCGCUGAUGCUCGCCGCGGCGGAGGGAAAGCUUUCGAUAAUUCAAUUCCUGCUGAAAAGUGGCGCAGACCCUGAAUUAAAGGACUACAGGAAACAAACGGCCGCCGACUGGGCAGAAGAAAGAGGAAACCACGAAGUCAUUUCCUAUCUCACCAAAUACGCCCAAGAUCAGCAUGGAAGCUUGACAAAAAACGAAAUCGCGGAAAUCAUGAAGCAGCACGAAAACACUGGAAUGGGCAAAAAGCGCAACUCGCGUUCCUCCUCGCUUCAGCCAAAGAAAGACUCGUUGUUCCCCGCUGACCUCUCCAAAAUUGACGAAAACAAGGAGGUCACCGCCGAUGACCUCAAACUCGGCCUGUCAAUUGGCGGCGCCUCGUCCUCGAAGCUGCAUCGUCCCAGCGAAGUGUCCAUAGUUUCAAAUUUUGGGGAGACGGACUAUUUGCAAUUGCACAGUACAAUCACGUCAUUACAGGAUCGCAUCGCUGAGCUCGAACUUCGCGUCAAAACCGACCAAGACCUGAUUCGACGACUAGAACGCGUAGAAUCGCGCCUUGGAAUCAACGAAAUGAUGACUCUCGUCGAACGAAAUCGUCAACUUGAAGAAAAAAUACGAACACUGGAAAUCGAGUCCAAGAAAAAUGCAGAAACGACGAAGAAAGAAACCAAAUCAGAUGACAAAAAGCACUCGAUUUUUGAUGUGAUGGAUGCAGAAAAGAGGAAAAAGUCGCUGAAAGAGCGCGGAGCAAGUCUUUUUCGAAAACUGUCAAUGGAUAGCUGA
This is a messenger RNA of Oikopleura dioica, 1086 nucleotides long. The record is from the annotation of a GenBank genome assembly. Lineage: Eukaryota; Metazoa; Chordata; Appendicularia; Copelata; Oikopleuridae.